CUUACAAGGUCACGUCAUUGACGAUUGUGACACCUAUAAAUUAAUCAGGUUUUUCGUUUGUGAGUGGUCGCCCCUAUAAUUCCUUGUGUGUGUACUCGUCAGUAAGCUGCAUGAAUGGAAAAGUUUUCAGCUCUAUAUGACGGUGUGUGCCAGGAUGUUUCACAGCAUAUUAGUGAAACACUAAGACCAUUCGAUAAAAUAGACACAAUUGCUACUCACGGUGGUUAUGAUUCAAUACACUUACAGGAAGUAGGCCGUCCUGUAGUUCCACCGUUAACUUUAUCAACUACUUUCCAACAACUUUCUCCCGGUGUUGCUAAGUACGACUAUUCCAGAUCUGGAAAUUUCUCUCGGGAAUGUCUCGAAAAAUGCAUAGCAUCAUUAGAGGAUGGUGAUAAUUGUUCCGUAUUUAGUUCAGGUCUCGCAGCGCUAUCAACUGUUGUUCAAGUUUUAUCGCAUGGAGAUCAUAUUGUUGCAUUCGAUGAUCUUUACGGAGGUAAUGGACGAUACUUGCGGAAGUUGGCGACAAAGUCAGACAUAAAAACUACUUUUGUUGAUAUGCGCGACUUGAACUUAUUCCGUCAAGCUUUACAGGGGAAUACGCGUCUAGUUCUUAUUGAAACACCAUCAAACCCAUUGAUGCGUCUGGUCGAUAUAAGUGCUAUAUCAUCAAUUAGUCAUGAUUUUAACAAAGAAAUAAUCGUUGUUGUUGAUAAUACCUUUAUGAGCUCUUAUUUUCAACGUCCACUUGAUCAUGGAGCAGAUGUUGUCCUACAUUCCCUCACAAAAUAUAUGAACGGACAUUCUGAUGUAGUUAUGGGUGCAUUAGUAACACGCAAUCGUUCUGAAUUACACAAUCAAUUCAGAUUUAUACAAAUGGCUGUAGGAGCUGUUCCAUCACCAUUCGAUUGUAUGUUGUGUCUCAGAGGAUUACGGACACUUCCAUUACGAAUGAAAGCUCAUAUGCGAAAUGGACUUAUAGUGGCUAUGAUGCUUGAGAAACAUCCAAUGGUGGAAAAAGUUCUACACCCAGGUUUGAAAUCAUUCCCUCAACAAGAUAUUGUUGCUAAACAAAUGCAUGGUUUUAGUGGUAUGAUAACUGUGUAUCUACGAUGUACAGGUGAACAGACUAAAGUGUUCCUUGAACAUUUAAAGAUUUUUACACUGGCUGAAAGCUUGGGUGGCUAUGAAAGUUUGAUUGAAAUUCCAUCCAUUAUGACGCAUGCUUCAGUCCCCGAGGAAAUUCGUAUGGCUAAUAAAAUCACUGAGAACAUGGUUCGUCUGUCCAUAGGCCUCGAAGAUCCAAAGGAUUUAACACUAGAUCUAUACGGCGCGUUAGAUAAAUUGAACGAAGAAUGAGAAGACGUUAACUUUACUAUCUCUAACUAUACGUAGUUAGUGUAACAACAAUGUUCACUAAUCUUGUUUUUUUAUAUUUUUACUAGUAUAUGUACAUGCUAGCUGUAAACAUUGUAAUACACAAAAUUUCUACAGGUAUUCAUUUACAAAUAAAUUUACUUAAAAAUAG
Messenger RNA from Trichobilharzia szidati, 1528 nucleotides. The record is from the annotation of a GenBank genome assembly. NCBI's taxonomy places the organism in Eukaryota, Metazoa, Platyhelminthes, Trematoda, Strigeidida, Schistosomatidae.